CAUUUCUUAACAUUAUUUUGAAUUCUUCAAAUUUGAUCUGGUAUAAAAGAAAAAUGACGGAAAGCUAAGCAAUUGUAUUGUAAAGAAAUUCGAGGUUUCUAUUAUUUGAGACAAUUGUCGCAACUUCCACUAACAAAAUUUGAGGAGAGAAUUGCUCCGGAAACGUUUUUUGAAUCGAAACAAGUGUUUAUGAAGAUCAAUGGUUUUAAAAUGGAAAUACCAACUUGCUUUAUUUGUUGGCAAUAAUGAUUUUAUCAAAUGACAAAGUUUUUAUAUUAUGUCAAUUAAUUAAGAUUAUUAAUUACUUUUAAAUUUAAAGGAAUAAGACAACAAGAAUAUAAAUAGCUUUAACAGUGCUUGCCUUAUGCAUGAUUUUUAGUGUAUAAUGGAAGAGAGAUUUAGAACGACACUUCUACAAUAUUUUAAUCAGGUUGAUAAAGAAAAAAAAGGACUCACGGAAGACCUAAGAAAAAUUAAAGAAGACUUUUUUCGCUAUGAAGAAGAAAAAAUUCGCUACAGAUGCGAAAACUUACAUAAAGAUAAAGUUAUACGCAAGUUAACUGAGAAUGGCAAGCUGCUUGUUGCAGAAAUUGAACGACUUAAGGCACAGAAUAAACACUGUGAUUCUGAACUCGUAAAAGUUAUAGCGGAAAAUAAUGAACUGCGGAAGAAAAUUUCUUUUGAAAAUGACGCCAUACCACAUUUAGAGAAUGAACUGCGCAAUUUGGCAGAAGAGAAUCAAUACUUAAAAUUACUAUCUGACGACACAAAAGUAAUGCAGCAGAAAGAUGAAGAAAUCCAGAAAUUUUCUGCUCAAAGUGAGCAUUACAAAAGCUUAUGUGAGAAGUAUCAUCACGAUUUGCAUUUGCAAGCAGAAACUUUAAACAAACUGUCAACAGAAAAUAGUUUGCUCAAGUCAGAAUAUAAAUCUAUUACAGCUGAUAGAAGUAAGUUAUACAACGAACUACAACAAAAACAAGUAACGUUGCAAUCGGAGUGUUGUCGAUUAGAAAAAGAACGUGCUGAUUUUGAAAAAGAAAACUUCGAGCUUAGAAACGUUUUGAAAAAAUUAGACCUUCACUUGGCUGAAAAACAAAAAAAAAUCGAACAGCUUGAGUCGAACAUAAGUACCGAGCAUAAAAUGUUUAUUGAACAAACCAUGUACACCAAGCAGAUCGAAGAAAGCUUUAAUCGUUUAAAACUCCAAAAUGAAGCAUCAGUAAAAGAUAAUGACUUGAAAACUAGAAAUCUAACCAACGAAAAUUCAAAUUUGAAACAAGAUCUGGAAACUGCUCGCCACGAGCUUCAAACACAGAGACUUACAACUGAUAAUCUUCUCUAUGAAGAUGGCUUAAAAAAAAUGACCAUUGAAAAAUUAAAUUGCAAGAUAAAAGAUCUUCUUAACAAAAUUAACGAACAGAUCAAACGCGAGUUCAGACUUCAACAAGAGAUAAACGAUAAACAAACAGACUUUGACUCUAUUGUUAGUUCUAAGAAUGCUCUUGAAAUUAAAAUAAAAGAUUUAGAAACAGUAUUAGAAAGAGAAAAAGACACGAAUGGAAGAUUAAUUAAUGAGACAAAUCAUGCUAAAUCAAGAUUAGAAAGAUUAGAAAAUGAAAUAUUAAGUCAUACUCGCAUAAAAUGCGAACUAGAACAGGAACUCGACAUAGCCUAUAAAACCAUUGAAACAUUGCGUAAAAGUUGUGAAUUAAGUGAUGAACAAAGAAACAAAAGCAAAAAAGAAGCAGAACAUCUGCGAGAACAAAUAAGUACUUUGGAAAAUGAUAUGAUAGCGAUGAAAAUCCAGAUGGAAGAAUCAAAAACGCAAUACACAAGUGUAGUUAAAAAAUUUGAAAGUUGUGAAAUGCAAAGAAAUCGCUUGCAAAAAGAAAUGAUUAUUUUACAAAAGAAGUUAUGUGAAAGUGUUUCUAUUUUGCACACUAACAAUCAAGAAAUUGUUUGCGAAAUGCCUGAUAUGAAAAAAGAAACUACAUUUAAAAAUGAAUGUGCAGUUCUAAAUCUUGAAAAAGAAGCUGAAACUAGCGAGCUUCAUUUAGUGCAAACAUUCAAUUGGAAGGAUGAAUCAGCUCAUGAUGUUGAAAAUUAUUAUUUUCAAAAAACGAAUCAAAAACUCUCUGGUGAAUUGAAAACAUUAACGAAUUCAAUUGAUUCAAUGAAGAAUUUAUUAAGUGAAAGAGACCAGCGAAUUGAUAUUCUUUCAAAUCAAAAGCGUCAGUGUGAAGUGCAAUUCAAUGUUGUUUUGGAAGAAUUGAAUGACUUGAAGAAAUCUGUCAAUCUUUACGAACAAAACAUAACUCAACUAAAUGAAGAAAAAUUGCAACUCACAAAAGAAAUACACAAAAAUGGUGCUUUAAUAAAAGAUUUGAAAUUGGAAGUGGAACAAAAAAAUAAUCUGUUUACUGAAUUGAGCGAAACUCUAGCGCUAAAGAAUAAGUUAGUAGACGAACUUGCCACCGAGGCAGCCCAAAAAGACAAAACUGUUAAGGAAUUAGUCAUCGAGGUAAGACAAAAAGACGAUAUUGUUAAAGAUUUAAUUAACGAGGUAUCCCAAAAAGAUAAGUUUGUAAAAGAAUUAGGCAGCGAGUUAAAUCAAAAAGAAAAUUGUAUUAAUGAUUUAUUUGGUGAAUUAGCUGAACAAGAAAUAUUAAUAGCUGAUUUACAAGAAAAAAUCAACCAAAAUAAUCAAACGUUUGACGAAGAUAAACGAAAGCAAGAAUCUCAGGUUCUUGAGCUCCAAAGUAAGUUAGAACAAAAGGAGCUGAUUGUUGAUGAAUUAGAAAUAUGCGUUGAAAAGCUCCAAAAAGAGUUCGAAAAACUUAACGAGAACCAAAAUAAAAAUCUUCUUAUAGAGUUAUAUUCAGAGUUAGACGAAAAAAAUCGUGAAAUUUAUGAAUUAGAAGUCAAUUGUAAAAACUUUAGAGACCUUGUUGAUAGCCAACAAGAAAAUAUAGAUAAAUUAAACGUUUAUAUUCAAUUGCAAAAAGAACGAAAAGUAGGCAAAGAUAAAGAGGUAACAAAAGAACAAAGCACUGCUUCGUUGGAUGUUACUAAUUUAUACAAUACCUGCACAAACGAUAUAAUAACUACAAGGAAACUACCUACAACAAAUGUUUUAAGUGAACAUCUUCAUACUGAUAGUAUAAGCUCCAGUUUUGAUAUUUCUUCAGACACAAAAGACUUUUCAAAUAAAAACGCGGUUUUAAAUGUUCAGCGUGAUACAGAUUUCUUAAAGCAAACAACAAAUGCAGUUAUUGAAUCAAAAACUAAUGAUAAUAUAAAUGAGCAACUGAGUGAAGUUAUUGUCUUUAAAAAAGAAUAUUUAGAUGCAUUAGAAGCGCUUAGGCAAAAAGAUAUCUUAAUUCAAGAGCUUCGAGAGUCAAUUCAAAAUUUUGAAAAAGAAAAUACUUUGAACGACUCGGGUAACUUUUUUGAUAAUACGAGUGAUUCUAAUACAAUGGGAAGAAAAACAAAACCAUUUUCUACAUCUUCUGCACUAAUGGAACUAAAACUUCCACAGCCUGGCUCCUUCUCCAUUGUACAAAGUUCAUCAGAAAUGGAGAGUACUUCAAGAAAUAGAACGGCAUCACUGCCAACAACGCCAAUCCCAUUUAAACCACCACCCGCGCCUUCUUCAAAUAUAGCUGGAGCAAUUACAAUUUGGGCUGAAGAAAGAAGGAGGUUUGAAUUAGAAAAAAAAGAACUGAUGAACAAGUUUAAUCAAGAAAUACGAUUAACCAAAGAGCGCAAUCUGAAAGUUGAAGCCAGCGCAGAGGACCUAAGGACUGAAAUAGUAAGGCUUAAUUCUGAGGUUCUUGAUAAAAAGAUAGAAAUAAGAAAGUUAGAAGAUGACUUGAAACUUGCACAAAGAAAACAAGAGAGAGCAGAAGAGUCAUACAGAAAGGUAGUGGCAAAAAAUGAAACGUUAGAACAUGAAAUUUUUGAAAACCGCCGAAAAAUUCGUGAGGUCCAGGCUAAAAGAAAUGCCAGCGAGGUAACAGAAUUGCAUUACAAGAGAGAAUUAAACAAAUUGAAUAACAGUGCUGAAAGUCUUGGAGAACAUUGUUCUGUUUUAAUAAAGGAACGCGAAAUGCUCGAGGAAAAAGUAAAAAUUCAGGAUAGAUAUCAUGAAGACUUAUUAGAAAAACUUAAAAAUUCUCAACGUGAGGUUGAUUACUGGAAGCACAGCGUAGAGAUGAUUCAAAAAGAAUGCCAGGAACUUAUGUCGCGUAACGAGGACCUUGAAAACAAAAAUCAAAAACAAAGCCUGAAUCUUGAUACAAUUGAAUCAAACUUAAGAGAAACUCAAGAUGAUGCCAAUACAUGGAAAGAAAAGUCAAUUUAUGUUGAUGAAAUCUGUGGAAAGUUAGUGAAUGAAAAUCGAUCUUUAAAAAAAGAUCUUUCGGCUCAAUCAGAACACGUGCAAGAUAUUCAAAAUAAACUGAAUGAAGUUAAACAACACGGGGAUAUCUUGAAUCAGCAAAACUCCGAGUACAAAAGCGUUAUAAAUGAAUUAAAAUUAAAAGUUAAUGAUUUAGAAGAAGAGAUUAAAAAUCUUUCACAACAAAAAAAGCAACUUGAACAAAUGAUUCAAGGAAACAACGAAACCCAAAAAGAAUUACUUACAGAGAAAGAUAUAGCCGAAAACAAUUCUAGGUAUUUACAGCAUAAAAUUAACGAGUUAAGCCAGGUUGUCGCACAAAAAGAAAACAUAAUUAGCAGACAUAAAGAGAAAGAAACAGAAUUAACAACACAACUUUCUGAAAUAACGGAACAACUCAAAGUAAAAAAAUGUGCAUUAAAACAGACAACAUCAAACUUAGAUAAUGAGUUAACAAAUGUUGAACGCCUUGAAAAACUUAACUGCGACAUGAACAAAGAAAACAAAAAAUUAAUGAACGAGUUACUUGCGUUAAAAGAAAAAAUACAGGAGACAAAUCGAGAAAACGCUUUGUUAAAGGAUAAAAUCAAAAAGCUCGAGAGAGAGCAAAAUAAUUUAGAUAACAUGAUUGCUAAAACACAAAAAUCGAAUAGUGAACUUAUGGAAAGUCAACAAGCGGCAGUAGAGGAAGUUAAGUCAUUUAAAAACAAAAACAGCAUGCUUGAGCAGGAAGUAAUAAACUUGAAAAAAGAAAAAGAUUUUCUUGCUAACAAGUUGCUAUCAGUUGAAUUAGAGUUUAACAAAGCUAAAGAAAAUUUUACAAGAGAAAAUGCUGAGCUUGUAAAAGAGUUAGAGUAUACAAGGCGAUCUAUGGGAGAGUUUGAAAAUAUUUUAGACCAAGGACAACAAGAUUUUGACGAAUUGGAGAAUCAACUAGAAGUCUAUAGAAGAGAAAAUAUAGAGUUGGAUGAAAAACUUCACGGAGCAUUAAAAGAGCACAUACGGCUGCAAGCUGAGCUAGAAGAAUUUAAAAAAAAUUGCGAAAAACAGAUCAAUGAGUUAGAAACAGCUCGCCGUGAAAGAGAUAAUGAAAAACAUCAACACGAAAAUUUAAAACAAUUAAAAAUCUCUUUAGAUAGCCAACUUACCGAGAGACGCAACAGAGAAGAUAUUUUUGAAGAAAGGUUGCGUGGUUAUGAGCAACUUUUGAAAUCUAAAGAAGAAACACUUCUCUGCGAAAAAAAAGAAAAAGAAAACAUGCAAGUUGAUUUAAUUAAAUUCCAAAAAGAACUUAUUGAUUGUAUUACGCGCCAAGAUGAAACAAGAAAAGACAUCGAAAAUAAAAACAAAGAAAUAAUAGAAUGGAGAAUAAAAUGCGAUCAUUUCCAGAAUAAAAUCACAACAUUAAGUAGCGAAAAUGUUAACCUUAAAUCUCAGUUUGAUACUUUGACAAAAAACUUUGACGAAACUCAACAAAAAAUGUAUAGAUUCAAAGUUGAGAAAGAAGAGCUUGAACAAGAACAUCGAAAAUUUUCGAAACGCGUAUGCGAGCUCGAGUUAAAGCUGGAAGAUGAGCAAGCCACUCACGUUAUUGAAAAAGAUCAGCUUUUAACAGAACUUUCUGCUCUGAAGAGAAUGACUAAUGAAAAAGAUAUACUAAACGAAAAACAUACUCAUCAUCUCACAAACAAGGAAAAAGAACUUUAUAACAUGUCACAAGAAAAUGAGAAGCUAAUUGAACAAAUCAAAACAAUUGAAGAGGAGCGGGAGAUGGAAAGACAAACAUUGUAUGAAUCUCUUGAGAUGUGGAAAGAUAAGGCUAAUGCAAUAGAAGUUGAAAUGUCAGCAGAAAUUACACAGUUGCGUGCAACAAUUGAUGCAAUGGAUCAUUCAAACAAAAAUGAUGCUUCACUUAUUCAAGCCACUGUUCAGGAAAAUAAAUCUCUCAAGUCUAAAAUGGAAGAAGAUAAACAAAGAAAGAAGCAAAAUGAAAUGGAUAUCGACUCUUUGAAGUAUGAUAUCGUUCAACUUCAAAAUGUUGUUGAUUCGCUUGAAGGUAGGAACGAAGAACUGUCCAAACAAAACAUGCAGAUCAAAGAUUUAUUACUCGAUUUAGAAAAAAAGAAAAAAAACAUUGAAAUUGAGAAAAUAAAGUUGAUGGAGGAUUUAAAUGCAAAGGAAGAAUACAUACAAGAUCUUCAGAGCGAUAAAGGUCUAACGGAAAAAGAGAAGCUUAAUCUCACGUCUGAACAUAGUAAAUUAAUAGCUGAAAUGAGAAGUUUAAAAGAACAACUUAUUAAUUACGAAGAAAUAAAAACAGAAAACGAAAGUUUGAAGUACGACUUAGAAGCAAUAUUAGACGAGAGGCUCUCAAUGCAGACCCAAAUUAACGAGUUAUCACAUUUUCGAGCUGACAAUUACGAUUUACGUUCUCGAGUAGAUCGAGUAAUUGAUAUGGAAAAUGAAAACCGAAGUUUAAAACAAGAUCUUCGCGAAAAAGAACUCGCCUAUCGUGAUAAUCUGGAUAAAUCUAAUCGUGAAAAUGCAUUAUUACGUCGUCAAGUCGACAACUUAGUUAAAAAAAUUCAAGAUCUUGAGUUAAGGCAUGUUAACUUUGCACGUUCCAGACCUCUAUCUGGACUGUAUUUUGAAUCGAAAAAUACUGACAUUCGACCUAAAGCCUAUUCAUACGAUAAUUUAAGUGAAGUCGGUAUUGACGAUUUUACGCCUAUUAAGAACGCUACAAGCACACCAACUCAGGACAAUAAACAAGGUCAGACAUCAGAUCUAUCACGCCAGCCUGAAUCUAGUGUUGCAAAUACAAAACAAAAACUUGUCGAAUUUCGCGUUGUAAAAACACCACGUGAUGAUUAUCUAUUGAAGAACGACGAAGCCAUAAAAAUAAGAAAAUUUGAUUCAAGCUAUGCUCACACUCCGGAAGAGAAAUUAACUUUAAAUAUACAGUCAAAUCCUUUUUUGCAGCGCGAUAAAUCAAUGAACAGUCAACAAUCUAAACCAAUAAAUAGAUCUCCAACAAAAUCUCCAGGUCAAGAUUACCUUAAAAAAGCAGCACUAUCAUUUGACAUGCGUCCGCAAUCAGCGGAAACUAUAAAACAAGACUCCCUAGUCAAAAGUCCGACAAAAACUAAGAAUGGAAAUGAUUACGUUAACAAAUUAAAAGCUAACUUUGAAAAAAAGCAAGAUGGUAAUUGAUGAAUUAAACAAUAGGCACGUGAAGCUUUUAUAAAAGUGGAUGUAUAGUCAAAUUUUUAUUGAUCUAGAAAAAGUUACUCAAAGUUUUUUAGUCUAUGAAUAACUUUUGUAAAAUUUAAAUUUUUUUAUUAUACAGUAGGCAUGACAACCAUUCAAGAGCAUUUUUAGUGAUUAAAUAUUUAUGUCUAAGAAGGUUGCGUCCAUUUAGUCAUUUUUUGUGGAUGUUUAAAAUUUUAUAACAUUUUUGUAGGUAUGAAGUUUGAUAAUUGAUUUGUAAAAUAGUAAUGUUUUUUUUGUAUUUUUAUUUAGUUUUCAUUUUGGAAACUUUAUUUUGAUAUCAAACUUUGUUUUAAAAAUUAUUUCUGCUUUUGGUCAUAGUCUGUUUUCCGUCAGAAAUAUUUUCCUAUGAAAUAAUAUUGUAAGCAAAACCAACGUUUAAUGUCUACACUGUUAAUAUGUUAUUUAUUAUGUAUAUAUCUAUAUAACUUGCUACUGAUACAA
Molecule: messenger RNA, 8113 nt
Organism: Hydra vulgaris (swiftwater hydra)
Lineage: Eukaryota; Metazoa; Cnidaria; Hydrozoa; Anthoathecata; Hydridae
Source: RefSeq, a predicted model, not a curated record